This is a messenger RNA of Rotaria sp. Silwood1, 585 nucleotides long. The record is from the annotation of a GenBank genome assembly. Lineage: Eukaryota; Metazoa; Rotifera; Eurotatoria; Philodinida; Philodinidae.
AUGUUUUAUGUGCCAGCAACAGACAGUUAUUUAAGAUUACCGGUAAGCUAUGUACCAGUCUAUUCAACUACAUUAGAUCAAACAUUAAGUGAAAACUCAAAUUUAAAAUUGAAUAAUGAUAUUUAUCAAGUUAAAAAAGAAUUAGCUGAAUUACGAGAAGAAUUAAGUGAUUUACGUUUAGAAAAAGAAACGUGUCCUAUAUGUUCAUCUACUGUGUCAACAAAACGACCAAUUCAAUGUGAUGAAAGUUGUACAAUUUGUUAUCCUCGUAUUCGUAAUCAAGAACGAGAUGAUAAUUAUUUUCGAACAUCAUCACCAAUUCAUUAUUGUUCGAUUUGUCAUGAUUAUGUUAUUGAUGAAACGUAUUCUCGAAUAUCUCCACGCCCAUCUCAAAGAACUACAAAAACGAAAAAAAUUGAAGAACAAGAUAAAUUAUCCGAAUAUUUAUCUCGACAACUUGAAAUUCAACGUCUUCGUCAGAGUUAUAUACCUGAACAACGACCAGUAUGGAUUCCUACAGCAUACAAACAGGAUUAUCCUCAUCGACGAUGGGUUACUCGUCAAUUACAUUUCUCAGAACCUUAA